Molecule: messenger RNA, 1116 nt
Organism: Sarcophilus harrisii (Tasmanian devil)
Lineage: Eukaryota; Metazoa; Chordata; Mammalia; Dasyuromorphia; Dasyuridae
Gene: RALA
Product: RAS like proto-oncogene A
Exons: 6
Coding region: 433-1053 (206 amino acids)
Biological process (GO): regulation of exocytosis; Ras protein signal transduction
Cellular component (GO): plasma membrane
Molecular function (GO): GTP binding; GTPase activity; GDP binding
Source: RefSeq, a predicted model, not a curated record
GUCUUUUUAAUUUAAUCUCUGGAACCCAGAAGAAGAAGACAACAAAGAGUUCCCAGGCAGGCCCCCUCCUUAGGCUCAUCAGCAUAGUCUGAGGAAGAAAAGGGGAGCCCAGAGUCUGAAAUAAAAGAGCUGCUCCCCUGGAAUUAGAGAAAGAAAUGGCAAAUAAGGUGAGCCAAGGUAUCCUACCUACUAGGGAGUGGGAAUGGCAGCAGUGAAGAAGCUAGAAAAUGGAGCAGAAAAGGAAGGCUGACAAGCAAAGACAUUCAAUGGAAAGCCACCUUGGGACUCCAGCUAUUGCCCUGGAUCCUCUUGAGGUUCCCUAUUGCAAGGGUUGGAAACAGUGACCAUUUUGAUGUCUUAUCAAGCUUAUUAAAACAACGCUGUGCACAUAAAAGAUUCUUCUUUCCUCCUGGGAGACUUCCAUAACCAAAGAUGGCGGCAAAUAAGCCCAAAGGGCAGAAUUCUCUGGCUCUGCACAAAGUCAUCAUGGUGGGCAGUGGUGGCGUGGGGAAAUCUGCCCUGACUCUACAAUUCAUGUACGACGAGUUUGUGGAAGACUAUGAGCCAACCAAAGCCGACAGCUACCGGAAGAAGGUGGUCCUGGACGGGGAGGAGGUGCAGAUCGACAUCCUGGACACGGCGGGCCAGGAGGACUACGCCGCCAUCAGAGACAACUACUUCCGCAGCGGGGAGGGCUUCCUGUGUGUCUUCUCCAUCACCGAGCUGGAGUCUUUUGCAGCAACUGCCGAUUUCAGGGAGCAGAUUUUAAGAGUCAAGGAGGAUGAGAACGUUCCCUUUCUUCUAGUUGGUAACAAAUCAGAUUUAGAAGAUAAAAGACAAGUUUCUGUAGAAGACGCAAAAAACAGAGCUGAUCAGUGGAAUGUCAACUAUGUAGAGACCUCGGCCAAAACACGUGCUAACGUCGAUAAGGUAUUUUUUGAUUUAAUGAGGGAAAUUCGAGCUCGGAAGAUGGAAGACAGCAAAGAGAAGAAUGGAAAGAAGAAGAGGAAAAGCUUGGCCAAGAGGAUCAGAGAGAGAUGCUGCAUUUUAUAAUCCCGGCCCAAACUUCUUCCUUGUCUUGACCACACUAAUAAAUAUAAUUUAUAAGCAUUGCCA